Molecule: messenger RNA, 1720 nt
Organism: Haliaeetus leucocephalus (bald eagle)
Lineage: Eukaryota; Metazoa; Chordata; Aves; Accipitriformes; Accipitridae
Gene: GPER1
Product: G protein-coupled estrogen receptor 1
Exons: 3
Coding region: 179-1720 (513 amino acids)
Biological process (GO): G protein-coupled receptor signaling pathway
Cellular component (GO): membrane
Molecular function (GO): G protein-coupled receptor activity
Source: RefSeq, a predicted model, not a curated record
UAUUGUAAUAUAUACACCCAGCUUUCUACAUAAAUAAAAAGGGCUAUAUGCUCCAAACAAUAAUUGUAUUUCAUCUGACUAUUCACGGUGAAGUCUCAGCCCAUUGUAUCUGUGGAGCAUUUUCUUGAAAAGUUUCAAACUCCAUUGAACAGGAAAUAAGCACGGUGUAGAAGGAAGGAUGACUUCUCACAACAUGACGUGGAUCAGCUACCCAAGCAAGAACUUGGCUUUCAUCUCCCCAGAAGAAAUUGAAGCCUUCAUAGCUUCUCAAAACAUCAUAUCAAGACUUAUGCACUGUUAUAUCGCCUUUUUUGUACCAACAGGAUUAAUAGCUGGCAUAUGUAUUUUGAUUGUUUUCAUAAAGAAUUAUGUGCAGUACAAAGUCAUAGAAAAUUUAGACUUACUUCUUCUACACUUCACCAUCAGCAACAUUAUAAUGAUUUUUUUAUCAUUUACUGUCAUUACUAGACCUGACUACUUAAAAGCAACCCACUACACGUGUAACAUACUGUCAUUUUUUUUCAACUUCAGUUAUUUCAAUUCUCAGCAUGUUUUGAUUUUGACGCUUCUCAUACUAUUACUCAAGAGAUUUCCACCAAGGACUGCUCUUAGCAAAGCAACGCAAAGACCCAUAUUGUGUGUUGGAUUUGUACUUAUAUAUGCCUUCUGUUUGUCACUGACUGAGGCAGUACUGGUUGGCACAGAUAACUAUCACUUGGAAACAGACUGCCAGUUAGAUCCAUUGUUUGCAUGGCCUGAGUAUGAGAUCAUUAAAUUCACCUUUGGAUUUGGAAUCCCAUCAUUUCUUCAGAUACUCUGUUCUAUUGGUUUUGUAGGAAACAUUCUGAUACUGGUUGUCAACAUAAGCUUUCGUGAAAAAAUGACUAUUCCAGACCUUUACUUUAUAAAUCUUGCAGUAGCUGAUCUCAUUUUAGUUGCUGAUUCUCUCAUUGAGGUUUUUAACCUUGAUGAAAAGUAUUAUGAUAUCACUAUUAUUUGUACCUUUAUGUCUUUGUUCCUUCAGAUCAACAUGUAUAGCAGCAUUUUCUUUCUGACAUGGAUGAGUUUUGACAGAUACUUAGCACUGGCAAAAGUAAUGAGGUCCAACAUAUUUCGCACUAUGCAACACGCUAGAUUAAGCUGUGGUCUCAUAUGGAUGGCGUCUAUUUCUGCAGCACUAGUUCCAUUUACAGCUGUGCAUUUACAACACACCGGAGAGGUCUAUUUUUGUUUUGCAGAUGUAAAAGAAAUCCAGUGGCUAGAAAUAACCUUGGGGUUUAUUAUCCCUUUUGUGAUCAUCGGUCUUUGUUACUCAUUAAUUGUUCGAGUUCUUAUAAAAGCACACAAGCAUAGGAGUCUUCGUCUGCGGCGACAAAAGGCUCUUAGAAUGAUUUUUGUUGUUGUCUUGGUUUUCUUUAUCUGCUGGCUACCUGAAAAUGUCUUCAUUAGUGUUCAACUUCUUCAAAAGAAAAGCGAGCCUGUCUCUUCAAGCAGCCCAUCCUUCAGACAUGAUUAUCCUUUAACAGGACAUAUUGUGAACCUAGCAGCUUUUUCUAAUAGCUGUUUGAACCCCUUAAUUUACAGUUUUCUAGGGGAAACCUUCAGAGACAAACUGCGACUGUAUAUUGAACAGAAAACAAAAAUGUCAACAUUACACCGCUUUUGUCAGGCUGCCUUAACGUCUGUCAUUCCUGACAGUAAUGAGCAAUCAGAAGUCUGA